Molecule: messenger RNA, 3408 nt
Organism: Closterium sp. Naga37s-1
Lineage: Eukaryota; Viridiplantae; Streptophyta; Zygnematophyceae; Desmidiales; Closteriaceae
Source: the annotation of a GenBank genome assembly
AUGAACUUGAUAGCGAUGAACGACAAGGAUGAGAUCUAUGAGGAUCCUGAGUCUACUGAGGUUGAUGAGAGCGAGGACACGGAUGAUACGGGAGCGAGUGUGGAGGCAGCAGUGAAGCAGGAAGAAGAGAUAGUCACCAUGGAGGCAGCAGCGGUGAAUGAUGGAGAUGGAGAUGGUGUCAACACUUUUGCAGCAGCGGUCGUGGUUAAAGAUGAAGCAGUAAAUGCGAAGUGUGUGGGAGUUGAAGCUGUGAAAGGGGGCAUCAUGGUGAAGGGAUCAAAGGCGAAUGCAACUGCAAAGGGGCGAGUGCUUACAAAAGAGGAACACGUUAAGGGGUGUGAGACCCGAGAGGUGUUGGGUGUUAAGACACCGAGGAGAAGCGAGAGGCUCAAGAAAAUGUUUCAUGGAUUGGAUGUCAAGGCGCUCAACUUCAAGACACGCGCCAGGCAGGCGGGACUGCUAACUCCUGGAGACGCGAGCUACUGGGUCUCUGGUGCCAACUUCACCGCGUCGGAGCAUGCCGCUGUCAUGAUGAUUGAACCAUUCGUGCUGGAGGGGGAAGUUGAGGUCAUCUGUAGCCGCACGAUUGUCGCCUUUCUGGACUGGCACGAGACAUUCGUGCGGGCUGCGGAGCACACGGAUGAGAGUCUGAGUGCGUUCGACACUGCCACUCGUAGGAUGGUGCAGUUGGUGGAAAGCACCUUUCCACGCGAGCACUCUGGGUGGAACCUUGUGAAGGUGCACCUGCUGCUUCACCUUACUGAGGCGAUUCGAAGGGGGGGGCUGCCACGAGAGUACUCCGCGGCGGUGUACGAGAACGCACACAUCCGCACCUGCAAGAGGCCGUACCGACGGUCCAACCAUCGGGACGUGGGGCGUGUAAUUGCGCAGCAAAACACCAACGCUGCUCUACUGACCCGUAUCCCAACCAACCUCGAGGGCGACCGCCAGUACAACACCGCGAUGCGCCGGGCAAUCGCCAGUGGGCUGCCCCAGCUGUGCCGCCAGCGAUCCAGGAUGCACAGCGCGAUCACGGACAGGGAGCAGGCUCCCCUGGACCUGUACGCGACGUACGAUGCCGCAAUCCCGGGAGGCAUCGGGCCAUACGCCUACUUGACGCGCCUCUUUGGCUACGUCUCUUUCCCAGCGUGGGUCCACACGGCGCUGGCUCUACCAGCCCGCGGGACGGACCACGGCCUGAUCAGGCCACACUAUGUCCGCGCCAACCCCUCGCACCAUGGUGCUGCCACAUUCUCGUUCAUUGAGUACGAGGAUGGGACCGGGGAGACGGUGGUCGGCCGCGUGCACCUGCUCCUGACGCUGAUGAUGAACAGCGAGGAUGCACACCCCGCGGGAGAGGCCGUGGCCUUCGUGAGGCAGUGGUACCCCUCCCUGGAGGACGAGUGCACUGGCUGCAUGAGGAUGCGGUCAUCUGAUGACGAGCUGAGCUACGACCUUGUGCCGGUCGCCUCCGUGCAUAGGACCGUGCACAUGGUGGAGUCGUUUGUGACGCCUGGCCUGUGGUAUCUUAACAGCGGCGCCGCGACGCGGCGACUCGCUCGCGCGAGCCCCAGUCCCGGCGGCGCCUCCCCUUCCGCCUCCGCGUCGCCACACGCGUUCCCGAUCUCUCCUUUCGCCGACUCCAUUCCGUGGCCGUCCGAUGACGACGCGGAAUUCAGCGCAUUCGACGGCGAGCCGUCCCCCGCCAGCGCGUUUCCCUGCGGCGGGUCUUCAGUUGAAGGACGAGCCAGCACUACCAGUAGUGGUGCUGCGGCAGCCGACGUGGCGAUUAAUGAUUGGCUGAACGAAGUAGCGGCGUCAAUGGCUCAAAUGGCACCAAUGCCAUUCGAGUUGGUGCUGGGGCGGAAGCAGCAGCAGCGGCUGAUGAGGCGCACCGGUAGAAAGGGAGGUGCAAGUGGGGGCGGUGUUGGGGCGGCAGUGGCUUCUGCUGAGGAGGGAGAUAUGCAGGGGGCAGUAGGUGUGAUUCGGCGAUGCGUGCACCGCAGCACCGGGGAGAUCGCCGCCUGCAAGAGCAUCCGGAAGGCUGCCAUUCAGGUAGGGCGCUCCCUGUCAGGGGAUCUCCCUGCCCUUACCUUUCCACUCUUACCUCCCCACCGCACCCUCAUCUCCCCACCCUCAUCUCCCCACCCUCCCCACCCUGUCACAGAGGAGCUCAAGGGCCACAUUGACAUCUUUUGGAUCAAGCAGGGAUACGCACAGGCACGCUCAACCUUGCUUACCCUUCUUUUCCCUUGCCUCGUCCCAUCCCUCUCCCUCUUUCCCUUGCCUCUUCCCAUCCCUCUCCCUCUUUCUCUUGCCUCUUCCCAUCCCUCUCCCUCUUUCCCUUGCCUCGUCCCAUCCCUCUCCCUCUUUACCUUGCCUCGUCCCAUCUCUCCCUCUUUCCCUUGCCUCUUCCCAUCCCUCUCCCUCUUUCUCUUGCCUCUUCCCAUCCCUCUCCCUCUUUCCCUUGCCUCUUCCCAUCCCUCCCCACUUGCCCUUGCCUCUUCCCAUCCCUCCCCUCUUUCCCUUGCCUCUUCCCAUCCCUCUCCCUCUUUCUCUUGCCUCUUCCCAUCCCUCUCCCUCUUUCCCUUGCCUCUUCCCAUCCCUCCCCUCUUUCCCUUGCCUCUUCCCAUCCCUCCCCUCUUUCCCUUGCCUCUUCCCAUCCCUCUCCCUCUUUCUCUUGCCUCUUCCCAUCCCUCUCCCUCUUUCCCUUGCCUCGUCCCAUCCCUCUCCCUCUUUCCCUUGCCUCGUCCCAUCCCUCCCCUCUUGCCCUUGCCUCUUCCCAUCCCUCCCCUCUUUCCCUUGCCUCUUCCCAUCCCUCCCCUCUUUCCCUUGCCUCUUCCUAUCCCUCUCCCUCUUUCCCUUGCCUCCCUCCACAACCCCCCCAGCACGUGCAUGUUCCCUGUAGAGCACGUGCACGUGGUGAUGGAGCUCGGUGAGGGGGGAGACCUGUUUGACUGCAUUGACUCGCACGAAAGGCUCUCAGAACCUUCCGCAGCGUGCAUUUUCCGAUCGCUCAUGCUGGCCUUGCAGCACUGCCACUCGCACGCCAUCGUGCACCGCGACGUUAAACCCGAGAACAUCCUUCUGUCGGAUCAUGCUAAUAACGAGGAUACCGGGAAAGCUAAUGGCAAUGACUGUGAAGUCAAGCUGAUUGAUUUUGGAUUGACCGCAAGGCACACUCCGGGUGUUGCUCUAUCAGGGGUGUUUCGUGCCCUUCGUCGUUACGACGCCGCCCCCCCUUUUCCCUCCGGGUCGGGCUCGUUCCACCCUGGUGGCUCCCACAGCUCGCCUCAUCCUUGCCCUCCCACCUUUCAACAUGCUGCUCUACCGCCCCGCUAUCCCCCUGGAUCAGCCUCCCCCCCUCAUGCCUCUCAGGUUCCACUCUGGACCCUCAGGUGGCCCUGA